Molecule: messenger RNA, 621 nt
Organism: Bipolaris victoriae FI3
Lineage: Eukaryota; Fungi; Ascomycota; Dothideomycetes; Pleosporales; Pleosporaceae
Exons: 2
Coding region: 1-621 (206 amino acids)
Source: RefSeq, a predicted model, not a curated record
AUGGUAAGAGUAAACGCCAAAGGAUUGCGAGGCGCUGUUAGUGCCCGAGAUGUGGUUCCUCAGCCGUUGGGUUGCGUACGGCGCAGGGCGAUCACUGACGGAUACGAGGUGACCAGCAGCGGCGAGCGAUCUGACGACGGCAGGCUUGCGCCAUCGGCCAUAAACCUUCUGACUCGAGGCCACCGGGCGGCGGAGCAAGAUACGACAUGCGGAGGCUGGCACAUGUUCAAAACUGGGCUUUCGCCUCAAGAUGCAGGCCUAGGGCGCUUUGCUGCCACAGCCGGCGGCUUUUCUGCCUUAGAAGCAGCGAGCAGCGCCUGUUCGCCGAGGUUGGCCAAGCGCCCAUGGCCACGCCUGCAAGAAACCAAAGGCCCGCACGGCACACGCUGCGACAUGCAAUCUCCCCCACACCUCCCCCCAGCCUCAACCGCGGGGCAGGACGUGAUUGAGCCAAGAUUGACGGACGAGGCAGAAAUGCCAGCGCAGUCAUGCCGAGCCAUCUCUGUCCUCGCCGUUGCACCCCUGCCAGGCCAUGUUCGUCUUGUUCAUGGCCGCCCGGCCAAUCGCGUGCGCGCCUCCAAGCCAACACCCUUCCCGGCCCAAGACGUGUACCAAGUAUAA